This is a messenger RNA of Scutellospora calospora, 339 nucleotides long. NCBI's taxonomy places the organism in Eukaryota, Fungi, Glomeromycota, Glomeromycetes, Diversisporales, Gigasporaceae. The record is from the annotation of a GenBank genome assembly.
AUGAAAGGAAGCUGGCAAGUGACUGAAGAAGUUAAUCAUCAAGCUCUUACUCGUGCUUUUCCUGAACAAAAUGAAUGUCUAGAAUUUAUACAAAAAUUGAAAAAGUAUUUUUUUAUAAAAAAUGAGAUUUAUUCUGAAAUUGAAAGUAAACUACCAAAAAAUAGAAAACAUAAAUUAUAUCCUGAGGUUCAAAAUUUCAAAAAAGAUAAAUUUAAUUGGCCAAAGAAAGGUGCUGUUAUAGAUUAUCAAAAACUGUGUAAAUCUGAAGAAGAGAUUAUUGAAGAAUUUCAAGAUGUCUCUGAAACUGAAUCAGAUUCAGAGGAAUCUGAUGAUGAAUAG